UUAAAAUAAAACUGGGCAUCAGAAUGUCUAAAUUGCGAAUAUAUACUAUCUAUAACUUCUGUACACGUAAGCUGAAAAGUUGCGUAGUUCUAGAUAACCGAUAUAGAUGUGACGCGGCCAUGGCCCAUUUGUGAAAGUAGAUAUGAUUCAUAAAAGACUUAUUUUCAAAACUGAUAAACUUAAAUAAACCAUAAUGCAAAAGAAAGCAUGGGGCUUAUAAAAUAUAGCUGAUAUUUGUGAACUGUGACAGCAUAAUUUAAUAGAAUGGUAGCAGAACUAAAUCAUUGCUCUUUGGAGAUAGAAUAGAUUAGGGAAAAUAGAUAACAAGACAAAGAACAAUAAACCAGCUGUGUUCUGCAUCUGUGUGCCUUUUGAAUUUCCAGUUGGAAUGAGAGAGUACCUAUAGUAACAGAACUGUCAGCAUGGGGAGGCCACUGAAAACAGCCGAGUUUGAUGCAACAUACUACCCUGCAGCUGCGGUCAGCUUUGUUUUUAUGCUGUACCUCUUCAAAGUUCUUAGUCCCAAAAUAUCAGCAAGAGUCUCUGAGCGCUACAAUCUUUUGUCUGCCGAACAACAGGUAGACUGGAAUGUCAGGGUUGUCUCUACCGUCCAUGCAACCUUGGUCAGCUCUAUGUGUGCAUACUCUUUAAUAUAUGAUAAUGAGAUCAGUGAAGAACCUAUAUGGUGGGAUGCCCCUGUUGUAAGAACAAGCUGUGCAAUAGUUGUGGGUUACAUGGCUGCUGAUCUUGUGGUAAUGACAAUCCAUUACAAGCAUAUUGGUGAAGCAUUUUACUUCUUUCACCAUGGGGCAUCUAUGUAUGCAUAUUAUUAUGUCAUGACAUAUGGUGUGUUAGCAUACUUUGCAAACUACCGCUUGAUAGCAGAAUUUUCAACUCCUUUUGUGAAUCAAAGGUGGUUCCUGGCUGUGUUGGGAAGUUCAAAAUCAAGCCCUGUGUUUGUUGGCAAUGGCAUUGCUAUGGCCGUAACAUUUUUUGCUGUGCGCAUAGCUGUCAUGCCAGUUUAUUGGCAUAAGGUAUAUAGUGUCUAUGGUACAGAACCAUUCAACCGCCUUGGCCACAUCCAGCUAGUUCUCGUUCUGACAUGCGCAGUUUUAGACAUCAUUAAUCUUUUUUGGUUCUUUAAAAUAUUUUCAGGGGCUCGCAAAGUUCUAGCUAUGUUUUUGAACAACGAGUCAGCUGUUAGCAAUUCAGGCAGCAGUGUAAGUUUAAAAAAUACUUUUGGGCACCCUCAUAAAGAGUAGUGAGGCACCUACCAUGUGCAAGAAUGUACUUUGUUAGAGAUACAGCAGUAGUUUUCAAGUUUUGCUUAAAACAUAUUCAGAUAUAUACAUGUAGAAAAUAGUUCAUAUCGUUUUUAUUUUAGUAAUAUAUACUGUUGGUUUUGUGGCAUGUACUAUGUAGUGGUAGAAAUGUUGUAUUUGUCCUUUUCAUAUUUUAGUAGUGCUGAAAAUGUCAACUUUAAAGAAUGAAGAAUAUCUAAAUGAACAUGGUGACUUAAAAUGGAUGAUUUUACAUGUAUUUGGCAGAUGUGUGUGGGCAGCAGAAGCUGAAUAAGAGGAAUGCUAUUUAUUUGUUUAAAUACUUUUUAUGAGUGAUCCUGUGUUAGGUUUGUGUAAGAACAGGGGCUUUCACAUCGUUUGACUAGAAAUGAAGUGGUCAGUUUAUUUUGGUCAUGUUUCUGAUGUUUUUCACCUUCUCAAUAGAUGUCGGAUCUUUCUUUUUGUAAUAGCAUACUCUUUUUUAGGCCAUGUUUUGCUUUUAGAUUAACCCAAUUUUCCUCUGUUGGUGAGCACAAAGAUGUGUUUCAGGGGAUAUUUUCAUCACACAUCGGCUUAUUGUUUCUAUACUUUUAAAAUGCAGCCAGCUUUUGCACGUAGACAAUAGAAUGCAAAUUCUGCAUUCACAUUGUCAGAUAUCCCAUUGCUUAAACAUCCUACAGAACACAUGAAUAGGAACAUAAGAAAAUCUGUUAUAAAGAGGAACAGCUACUCCCAUUGAACAGACUGACACUUCUGCAUUAUUGAGUGUACAGAUUUUACCUCUUUAUUUUAAGCUCAGAGAGGGUGACUUUUUUACACAUCUACUUAGAGGAGAUCUGAAGAGUUGGCUUACUGGUAUUAGUAUGUCAGAAGCAUUACUUUGUCCAAUCAUUGUCUUCGAUAUUGAUGUGUCCUGUAAGAUUUUUUCCAAUUUUUAUUAGUGCUCGUAUCACGAGUUACUACUGUGUCUUAUUUGUACAAGUUUUCAAAAUUGCUUCACAUUAGAGCGUACCUAAUUUUAUUUAUAGAAACAACCACUAAAAUUCUAAUAGAUGAGUGGAAUAAUAUUCAUUAUGUAAUGUACUUUGAUUUUAGAACUCAUCUUGGCAGAAAUAAUUAUAUAGAAUAUAAAGUACUAAUGUUGUAGCAGUACUAUUUUUUUUUUUAAGGAAAAGUGUUUAGAAUUUAAUGCAAAAUGUUGUGAUUAGUGGUUACAUUUAUAAAUAACUUACAGUUUUAAAUGAAUAUUGUCCACCACAGAUGAUUUCAUGACAAAUUGUUUGACAAUUUCAAAGUGCAUAUACUGUUGAUUUCCACCACUACACUCUUUGUGCAGUUUGGUAUUCCCUCAGCAGUUUAUCUUUGUUUUUGAGGCCACCAGAUCAAAAGAUUGCUUUAGUUCACAUUAUCAUUUUUUGAAAUUUAAAAACAAGGUUUCUUAAUCUUGGGUCCAGUCUUAAUUCCCUUUUCCUAAGAGUUUAAUACUCUGGAUGGUUUGCACAAGCAUUUUGAUGGGUUUUUAAAAAAAAUAAAAAAAAUGCCUUCAAGUUUAAAAAGGAAAAUAGUGUGUAAAUUACAAGCAUGUUAAAUGUGGAAAAAUGUCGUGUUGACGCAAUUCACCCAGGGAUGGGAGAACAGGGCAUUUAGGCUCUCAACCUGUGCAAUUUUUGUGUGUAAAAUGGUUUUGUUGUUUCAUUGCAUUUUUAAAUGGAUCAGUGUUGAAUUAGUGGUGUUUGUUCACAUGAUAGACACUGCAUCUAUUUCAGUGUUUACUGAGUCUUUUUAGUCUUUAUUGAGUCAGUUACAUUUUAUUUGCUGCUGUCAUAGGCAUUUUUUUCUUUUAGCUUAUUGGAAAUCAAUGAACUCAACCCUUAUCAAAUAAAAAAUCAGCUGCACACAUGUGAUGAAAGUAAGUAAAUAAUUUAAAAAUGUGUUUAUUUUAUUUUUGAAGCUUUCUAGUAUUUAGGAAGUAGGCGAAAAAUGAUUACAUUUAUGUGGUUGACCAUCCACUCCAGGUUGUUGAUGGAUCAAACAUUUGAAUUACUUUUCUUAGAGACCAUCAUUUCUCACAUGUGUAUGCGUUAAUAAAUCUGUGAUUUAUAUAGUCAUACUCAUGCUCUUAGUGCUUGAGACAAGAACGAGACACAGACAGCAUACGAAGGACGGAAGGUUGAGUGACAGUACUGAUGACUAAUAAAAGACGCAUAGAAAAUGCAAAGAGGAAUUGGGUAAUAAGAACUGAAGGAUUUGUGAUUCUGCAGAGGAAGAUGAAGAGGGAAGUAGCCAUUAAAGGAAAAAAGGAGUGGGGGAGGGGGCUAGAGAUAGACUAGCAUUCUGUGGACUGUUGUUAGAAGUAAUGCUCAAAUGCAGUACUACGAUGAAUUUAACCAUGGCUGUGUCUCCAAAGAUACAAGGAAAGAAAAGGAUAAAUCUCAUCUAAAAUGCCAAAAAAAAAAGGUGUUCAUGUUGCUUCUUAUAAGCUAAAAAGUUAAAAAUAUUUUGGGAGCAUUCCUCCACCCUUAUUCAUGUGUGUGUGUGUGUUUUAGAUAGGGCUUUAUCAUUGACAAUAUCAGGGAUAUUAAAGAUAAGCAUUGAGAUGAAAAAGUGUGCCUCAAUUUUGUUUCUGAUCAAUCAUGCAAUGUAAUUUUUGAGAUUUGUUUGAUUUUUAAAAAAAUCGAAGAUGAAUCCUCCUAUGUGCUAGUCAACUCAGUGGUCUUUUUUUCAGAGAACAUUUAUGUGGGAUUUGGCAUGAGUAGCUUUUAUCUUGUCUACAUAGAUAUAUGUGUGUGUGUCUGGGUGUACAUAAAUGCAUGCGUGUGAGACUGACAUGAUACUUCAUUCUUAACAAAGUGUGAAACAUACUGUUAAAAGUUUUUUUUGAAAUGUGUGUUGUUUCCUGGGACCAUUUUACUAGAUUUUAAGAUGCACUUGAUUAACCUUUUACAAUAUGUGGCUUUUUGUGGUCAUGUGCAUUGUGAAUGGUUUCAUGUGAGCAGACAUUUUAGAUAUGGAUAGUGUGUUAUGUAAUACAGAUAUAAAUAUUGUCAUUUAGCAUAAAAUAAGAGCUAGACACUUAAAUAGUGUUCACUGUCAGUGCACUUCAUUUUACGAAGAACUGUAAAGUUCCAUUUGCACAGCAACUUAAAUAGCCUGUAACUUUAAAUUUUAGUUGAUGGAUUUUUUUUUUACUGACCUCAUCACAUGCUACAGUUACAGCUCCAGAAAACCUUAAAAUGAAAAAUAAAGAAUUGUGUGAAAUGUACACCCCAACAGGUUUUAGAAAAACAUGUAAACAUGGAGAGAAGUUUGGAUUAAGGACAAAUAAGUAGUCAUUGUAUCUGUAACCAACAUGUCAGUCCCUGAUGGCUACGUAGGGGUGGGCUUGUUGUACAAGAACACAACAGAGAUUGAAAUUGCCGCAUAAUCGUAGUUUUUAUUCAGUCUCGUGUCAACAUGUCAGUCCCUGAUGGCUGGCUUGCCCUCUCUCCACUCUCACUUCCAAAAUCAAAAAACCUCUCUCAACUGUAAAGCUACACUACUUAUAUCUUCCGUCGAACGUUCCAGAACCAUCCACCCCAUUUUCCCACAGUCUCGUCACGACCUUUCUCAGUUCCCGUGGUCACCCCCACCCUGCCCUGUCUGGUCAUUGUCUCCCCAAGUGGCUCAGACAACUUCUGGUGUAACAAUAGGUCCAGUCGCCACUAGUUUCGGGUGGACAGUUCAAGGCUGGCUAUUACGCACGCAGACGGCGUGAGAAAGGGACAGUCCUGGGAGCUGUCGACCCCUACGCUCUACAAAACAAAGACAUAACUUAAUACACUAUUAGAGUACUACACAUCAAUAUCAGUAUUUUGAACUUGUCAUGUUUAUCUGUUUACAUCCAUUUGCAGCUCUACAAAGAUAUAACUUUGUACACUACUAGAGUGCUACACAUCAAUAUCAGUAUUUUAAACUUGUCAUGUUUAUCUGUUUACAUCCAUUUGCAGCUCAUAUUAAAAUUUACCUUCAGCAAUU
Molecule: messenger RNA, 5294 nt
Organism: Pomacea canaliculata
Lineage: Eukaryota; Metazoa; Mollusca; Gastropoda; Architaenioglossa; Ampullariidae
Product: transmembrane protein 56-B-like
Exons: 7
Coding region: 423-1262 (279 amino acids)
Biological process (GO): lipid homeostasis
Cellular component (GO): membrane; endoplasmic reticulum
Source: RefSeq, a predicted model, not a curated record